AUGACCGAGAAAAACAGUAUGGAAAAAGUCCAGAGAAGGAAGCUUCACAUUGGAGGAUUAUCUAAAGAAUUGACGGAAAACAUCACCGAGCUUGAACAGAGAUUUAGCAAGAUCGGGCAGAUUGUGGAGCCAAUCGAAAUACAUGAAAAGCCAGUUUUGGAAUAUAACUUUGCAUAUGUAACAAUGGAACUUAAUGAUUCUCAGUUCAAAGAGUUGAAGAAGCUUUGGAAUGACGUGAGAUAUAAGGGCUCCAAGUUAACAAUUGGUAUUGCCAAAGAAAACUAUUUGCAACGUUGGGAGAAGGAUUCCAGACGCCAGGACCCUAAGAUUCUCAGUCGAGAAAGAAGAAGUAAGGUCCCAGAGAGUAGAUUAGCCAGAAUUGCACAAAGAGAUGAAAACCCAUUCAAAUUAGCACUAGUCACAAAGGGUAGAUUCAGAGCAACUCCAAGAACCACCGAUUUAAAAAACCUAACGCUCAGGAUAUCCAUCAAUGGAAGACUCAAGGUGAUAAAAUGUAAGAAGACCAAACUUUGGGGAAUGGAUAAAAAUAAGGCAAUUCGUGAUUUGACGUCGAGAUUUGUGGCUGGCGAAUGGAGAGAUGGCAACGAUCAUGUUAUUGACAGAUUGGCCCGCAAAAUAGUUAUCUUCGAUGAUGGUAAAAUUUUAGUCAAAGAUACUACAGUGCCGACCGCUGACGACAUCAAAGAAGAACUGGAAGAGGAGCAACAUAAAACGAACAAAAUUCUUGAAGACAUGCUCAACAAGUACAAUUUUGAAAAGCCUGUGGAACUCGAAGAUGAUAAUAAGAAUGACAACAACUCAGAUUUUGACUACGAGUUGGAAAAUAGAGUUGCCGAGAACAACUUUAAUGAUGAUGAGCAUGAGAACAGCAAUAGCGAAGAGCUAACUUUAACUUACAAUGUUCCCGAGAAAAAAUGUUUAAAGCCUUCUCCAGAGUCAGUGAUCCAGGAUUACAAGUCAUACGGAAGUCAGAUCAGCAAAGAAGAACAAGUAGAAGAAGAUGACGACGAAGAAUUUUUUAACAAUCUCAAGCCAAUAUCUGACUAUGCGGAACAACUAGAAGGAGAUGGUGAGGAUCCGGUUGACGAACACAAGAAACACCCAUCUGAGUCAAUAACUAAGACGCAGUCUAUGCCAAGCACAGCACAGAUAAAGGAAAGUAACGACGAUGAAGUUAAUGCCGAAAAUAUUGGCGAGAUUGACAAUGAAUUUAUUCCAACUUUUGGCUCAGCUAAAACAGAUGGUGAAAUUGAUGACGAGUUCAUUCCAACUUUUGGCUCAAGCAAAAGUGAUGACGCAACGAAGACUCCAGCCACAAACACCACAGAAAAAUUGAGAGCACUAUUGAGUGCCGGCUCAUCAACUUCAGCUACGGAAAAAACAGAAGAGGAUAGUAAUAUCGAUGACUCCAGGGUUGAAGUUGUGCUUCCAAACUUAAAGAAAACGAAAAAUGUUGGGCUUUUCUUUUCACAUUUUGAUUCCCCUUUCUUGGUUGCCCAAUCUCAAAUCAAUAAAUUAAGAGAACUGAAGGUUAACGAAGAGCUGAAAUACGAUGAGUGGUUUUGGAGCAAUAGAGGUGAAUUAAAUAGGGAGUUCAGAAGACUUCGGAGAGAUGUUCUACGUCGUAACAAAAAGAAAUUUAAAAGCUCAAUUUUUAUUUGA
Pichia membranifaciens NRRL Y-2026 is the source of this 1683-nucleotide messenger RNA. RefSeq lists its product as hypothetical. The coding region runs from base 1 to 1683 and encodes 560 amino acids. The transcript has a single exon. Gene Ontology annotation, molecular function: RNA binding. NCBI's taxonomy places the organism in Eukaryota, Fungi, Ascomycota, Pichiomycetes, Pichiales, Pichiaceae. The record is from RefSeq and is a predicted model, not a curated record.